Messenger RNA from Aspergillus terreus NIH2624, 300 nucleotides. RefSeq lists its product as uncharacterized. Lineage: Eukaryota; Fungi; Ascomycota; Eurotiomycetes; Eurotiales; Aspergillaceae. The record is from RefSeq and is a predicted model, not a curated record. Bases 1 to 300 code for a protein of 99 amino acids. The transcript is spliced from 6 exons.
AUGCCUGCCAUGCGUAUUUAUCUCCCGGGCUAUCUAUCCAGAAAAAGAAAGACUUAUCAACCAAGAGUAGCCGGGCAAAUACUAACUGAUGCUGCUUGUAUAUAUCUCCUGCGAGAUCGAUAUCCUUCUAGCUCUAAGCUAGCACUUAGUGCUAAUGCGCAGACCGGAUUAACUUUCCGCAGGGCAUACAGCUCGGCGGGUGUCAAAAAUUUCCUCCGGGGUCCUAAGAUUCUGCCACCGCUUUUCCCAUCGGGUCCUAAAGUCUUUGGGACCCGCUGGUUAGAGAUUAAGGUUACCUAA